AUGCGGCGACUCACGCGCGAUCGCGCCUGUCACUUUGUCGCUAGGAUGCUCGCCGAGCGUGUUCCUCCGUGUAGCACCCUUCGUCGACCAUUGACCUCGUUCGCGUCCGUGGACGAGUGCUUGAGAGAUUUCGUCAAUCACGAACGAAGCGGCGUCCCUCGCGGCGCCGGGACGAACACGACGGACGGAUUCGAUCUCGGUCGCAUGCACAGGCUGUUGAAAGACUUUGGGGAUCCGCACGUCGCGUACACCACCGUGCACGUGAGCGGAACGAAGGGCAAGGGAACGACGCUGUCGGUGCUCGCAAGCGUCUUACGUAGCGCCGGGAAGCGCGUCGGGACGUACAAGAGCCCGCACGUGUACACGGUGGCGGAACGGAUUCGAAGCUCGGAUGAAGACGCAUCGACAGAGGUGCUGAACUUGUUGAACGGGGUCGAGACGGAGAUAAAGGCGGCACAAAAGCGUGAAGAUGGUCAACUAUCGUACUUUGAAGUGCUCACAGCGUUGGCCUUUGCGUACUUCAAGAAGGCCAAAGUCGAUUUAGCUCUCGUCGAGGUCGGCCUUGGGGGGAGUAGGGACGCGACGAACGUUUUACGUCCAGAGAAUUUAGAGGCUGCGGUGAUCACACACAUCGGUGAGGAGCAUCUAGCGGCGCUAGGGGGGUCCAUCGAUACGAUUGUCGAUGCUAAAGCUGGGAUCGCUCACGAGGGGCGACCGGUAUUUUACGCCCCGAACGCGGAUGAUAAAAUUACACAAAUGCUGCGGCGUGCGUUGAAACAACGAGGGGCAAAUAUCAUCGACACCGUGAGCGCUGAUGUGAGGCUUUUUGGGUAUCGCGUGUCAACUUUUGGGCCGUCGCAAGAAGUAGACAUCGAUAUCAGCGUCGACGGCGUGCUCGAGGCGAGGCUCGAAGGAGUUGUCAUACCUCUCGUCGGGCCGCACCAACGCGAAAACGUAGAUCUUGCGGUUCGUGUUUUAUGGUGGCUUCGUGGGCAGGGUAAAAUUGACGUGUCGUUAGAGGACAUUCGAACAGGUUUGGAAUCAACUCGCAGUCCCGGAAACUUUGAAAUGUUCGAUGUGGACGGUAUGAGUGUGAUCGCAGAUGGUGCACACACCAAAGCCUCGGCCGAAAUGCUCGUGAAAACGCUCGGAGAGAUCUUUCCGCGCCGUAAAGUGGUAUUCGUCGUAGGUAUGGCGGACGAUAAGGAUCACAAGGGUUUUCUUGAGGAGCUGUACAAGUCAAAUCCUCUCGCUGUCAUCUGUACACAAAUGCAAGUCGCUGGCGGAUCAUCUAGAACGACUCCGGCGAAAGACCUCGCGACUGCAUUGCAAGGAGGGCAUCAAAAUUACGAUCCGCCGCCCGAAAUUGUAGCCGAAUUUGACGAGGCGUUGGAGGUCGCGUUGGCGGGUGCGAAGGAUGACCCCGACGCGGUUGUCGUCGUGACCGGAUCGCUAUACACGUUCAGAGCCAUGCGGAACAUACUAGAGGCGCAAUAG
Molecule: messenger RNA, 1497 nt
Organism: Ostreococcus tauri
Lineage: Eukaryota; Viridiplantae; Chlorophyta; Mamiellophyceae; Mamiellales; Bathycoccaceae
Product: Folylpolyglutamate synthetase
Exons: 1
Coding region: 1-1497 (498 amino acids)
Biological process (GO): tetrahydrofolylpolyglutamate biosynthetic process
Cellular component (GO): cytosol; cytoplasm; mitochondrion
Molecular function (GO): tetrahydrofolylpolyglutamate synthase activity; ATP binding
Source: RefSeq, a predicted model, not a curated record